AUGUCGGAACAACUUACUGGCACCCCUCCGAGCAGUAGUGUUGGGACCAAAAUUACUGUUGAUACAGAUGAUGCAAGCCUCGAGUCUGUUCCUCAGUUAGACAGCGUUGCGAUUGUGCCCCCGAACGAGAUCGCCUCGGAUGCGCUUGGCGUCAUUCCUGAGCUCCCAGCCAACGAGAAGGAUGUGGAUCCUUUUGAAACACCAAAAACAUCGGAAGUACCUGCGACCUCUCAAGAAGAGAGUAUCAAUGGCAUCCGUGUGGGUAGCGACCAUGACAACCAUGUUAUGAGCUGGGCAAAUAUGAAUUCUAUGGGCAAUCGGAAUGCCAUGUGCCGGCUUUCUCAACCACAUGCGGUUCCCGAGGGCAGUGUAUGGGAAAACAUGAGUCUCACCAAGAAAACUUAG
Molecule: messenger RNA, 405 nt
Organism: Didymosphaeria variabile
Lineage: Eukaryota; Fungi; Ascomycota; Dothideomycetes; Pleosporales; Didymosphaeriaceae
Exons: 2
Coding region: 1-405 (134 amino acids)
Source: RefSeq, a predicted model, not a curated record